GUUUCUUAGUUCCUCAUAAACAUAGGGCAGAUACUACACUAUAGCUAAAUAUAUCCUUUCAUCCAUAUGAUAAAAGACUAAAAGUUUUGGAGUGAUGGACAAGGUUCAAAGUUCUUUCACCUUUCUAGUUUUGUUUUUAAUGGAAUGCCCACUUCUUUUAUGCUUGCCUUAUGGAGCUCUGAGACCUACUAUGCCCAAGCAAUUCCCAGGGCAUAAUGGUAGUAGGAAAGGUGAUACACGUAACCGUAUAAAGAACAACCAGAGUUUUAUAGCACACUCAACACCCACGAACACCGACACCUGGAAUGCAGCACUGAUUUCGCACAGACCUGCUCUUGUUCAAGUAAUUAUAAUUGCGUGUGUAGCCUUUACCAUUGCCCUGAUAUGUGGAAUCGUUAUUUCCUAUGUGAUAUAUCGGCUGGUCCAGGCUGAGGAAAGACAGCAGCUGGUGUGGCUCUAUAACAAUGUCAGGAUACCAUUCCUGGGAGAUGGUGACGACGGUGUCAACGAUGACAAAGAGGCCUCGGAGGAUGGGAGCCUGGAUGAGUCCACCUCCCUACUUCCAGAGAAUGAGGAGGAGCUGGAAAAGUUCAUUCACUCAGCUAUCCCAAGGUUUGUAAUCUGCCAGUGUCCUUACUGCCUCCAACCUGAUUUCCAAACGAUUGCCACCAUUCCCAUCAUCACCGAGGCAGACGAUGCAGAAACUGGACCCUGGGUCAGCUUUCAGACAAGCCAGAACACGGCAAUCAAGCCCCACUGUUUUCCUUCCUUCCUGGACUUCUGUAGACCUCUAAGUGAUGCAUAAGUACUCGUAAAGCUAUUUUGAUCAGCAUGUUUUGUUUAUUCAGUGUUUUUAAGGAUAGUAAGGGCCUGUAGAUUCCGAGUCUGCCAUUUAUUGAUGUCACUCUGGUUUAAGAUUAAACUUUCAAAAUUGUUUUUCUUAUUGGCAUGGUUGGCUUUUUGGAAUUCUUGUCAUCUAUACAAAAGGUUUUCACUUUUGAGUGAGAUGAUUUCUAUCUCACUAAUUUGUAGGACUUCUUUAUUAAAUGAUUUAAUUAUUUAUAUAG
Zalophus californianus (California sea lion) is the source of this 1067-nucleotide messenger RNA. RefSeq names its product chromosome 17 C19orf18 homolog (gene C17H19orf18). Lineage: Eukaryota; Metazoa; Chordata; Mammalia; Carnivora; Otariidae. The transcript has 6 exons. The record is from RefSeq and is a predicted model, not a curated record. The coding region runs from base 95 to 805 and encodes 236 amino acids.